Gavialis gangeticus (Gharial) is the source of this 3766-nucleotide messenger RNA. RefSeq names its product cysteine rich transmembrane BMP regulator 1 (gene CRIM1). The record is from RefSeq and is a predicted model, not a curated record. Gene Ontology annotation, cellular component: extracellular region. Gene Ontology annotation, molecular function: protein binding; serine-type endopeptidase inhibitor activity. Bases 146 to 3064 code for a protein of 972 amino acids. The transcript has 18 exons. NCBI's taxonomy places the organism in Eukaryota, Metazoa, Chordata, Crocodylia, Gavialidae.
GCUGUUGCUGCCGCUGCUGCCGCUGCUGGCGCUGGGCGGCCCGGGCGCGCGGGCGCUGGUGUGCCUGCCGUGCGACGAGUCCAAGUGCGAGGAGCCGCGGAGCUGCGCCGGCAGCAUCGUGCUGGGCAUCUGCGGCUGCUGCUUCAUGUGCGCCCGGCAGCGCAACGAGACGUGCGGCGGCGUCUACGGGCUUCACGGCGCCUGCGACCGCGGGCUGCGCUGUGUCAUUCGCCCGCCGCUCAACGGCGACUCCAUCACCGAGUACGAAGUGGGCGUCUGCGAAGAUGAAAAUUGGGAUGAUGACCAGCUACUUGGAUUUGAACCUUGCAAUGAAAACCUUAUAACAGGUUGUAAUAUAAUCAAUGGGAAAUGUGAAUGUGACACCAUUCGGACCUGUAAUAAUCCAUUUGAGUUUCCAAGCCGGGAUACUUGCCUGUCGGCUUUAAAAAGGAUUGAAGAAGAGAAACCUGACUGCUCCAAGGCCCGCUGUGAGGUCCAGUUCUCUCCUCGCUGUCCAGAAGAUUCCAUCUUGAUUGAAGGUUAUGCUCCUCCUGGUGAAUGCUGUCCACUCCCAAGCCGUUGUGUGUGCAACCCUGCAGGUUGUUUGAGGAAAGUUUGCCAACCAGGCUACCUGAAUAUAUUGGUUUCUAAAGCAUCAGGGAAGCCAGGAGAGUGCUGUGACCUCUAUGAAUGUAAACCAGUUUUCAGCGUGGAUUGCAGCACAGUGGAAUGCCCUCCUGUUCUGGAAGUCAUUUGCCCCCUGGAUAGCUAUGAAACCCAAGUCAGGCUGACUGCUGAUGGUUGCUGUACUCUGCCUACAAGAUGCGAGUGUCUCUCUGGUUUAUGUGGUUUCCCCAUGUGCGAGGCAGGCUCCAUUCCCCAAAUAGUCUCACGUGGAGAUGGAACACCUGGCAAGUGCUGUGAUGUCUUUGAAUGUGUCAAUGAAGUCAAGCCAACUUGCAUAUUUAAUGGCGUGGAAUACUACGAUGGAGACAUGUUUCGAAUGGAUGCUUGUCGUUUUUGUCGAUGUCAGGGUGGCGUAUCCAUUUGUUUCUCAGCACAGUGUGGUGAGCUGCACUGUGACAGAUAUUAUGUGCCAGAAGGAGAAUGCUGUCCAGUCUGUGAAGAUCCAGUUUAUCCAGUUAGUAACCCUGCUGGCUGCUAUGCCAAUGGACAGAUUCAAGCACAUGGAGAUCGCUGGAGAGAAGAUGAUUGUACAUUCUGCCAGUGCAUCAAUGGGGACCCUCACUGUGUGGCAACAGCUUGUGGUCAGAGCUGCCUGAAUCCUGUUAAAGUGCCUGGGGAAUGCUGCCCAGUAUGUGAAGAACCAACGUACAUCACAAUAGGCCCACCGACAUGUGAGAUGUUGGUGAACUGCACAUUGACUGAAAAAGAUUGUAUCUACAGUUUCAAACUGGAUCAAAAUGGUUGCCGCAUUUGUCAGUGCAAAACUAGAGAGGAGCUGUGUACUGGCCUCAUAUCAGGUUGUUCCUUGGAUUGUUCCUUCGGUUUCCAGACUGAUGCCUACAACUGUGAGAUCUGUCAGUGCCGCCCACGGCCUAAGAAAUGCAAACCAAUAAUAUGUGACAAGUACUGUCCAUUUGGAUACUUGAAGAACAAGCAUGGCUGUGAAAUCUGUCGCUGUAAGAAAUGCCCAGAACUACCUUGUGGUAAGAUCUGUCCAAUGGGCUUCCAGCAGAACAAUCAUGGUUGUCUUAUCUGCAAGUGCAGAGAGGCACCAGCUUCUCUUAUGCCACCAGUAAAAACAGGCUCAUGCCUGUCAAUGGAUGGGCGCCGUCAUGAAAAUGAGGAGAGCUGGCAUGAUGGUUGCAGAGAAUGUUACUGUCACAAUGGACGGGAGAUGUGUGCCUUGAUAACCUGCCCUGUUCCUAACUGUGACAACCCCACCAUACAUCCAGGACAAUGUUGUCCAUCAUGUCCAGAUGAGGUAGUUGUACAGAAACCAGAACUCACCAGUCCAUCCAUCUGCCAUGCUCCAGGAGGAGAAUAUUUUGUGGAGGGAGAAACAUGGAAUAUUGAUUCCUGUACCCAAUGUACUUGCCAUAGUGGACGUGUCCUAUGUGAGACUGAAGUCUGUCCACCUCUUCUUUGUCAAAAUCCCACCCGUACACAGGACUCCUGUUGUCCUCAGUGUCCAGAUGAACCUCUUCAGCCUUCUUCAUCAAACAAUGAGAGCAUGCCUAGUUACUGCAAAAAUGAUGAAGGAGAUAUUUUCCUGACUGCUGAAUCCUGGAAACCCAAUGUCUGCACUAGUUGUAUUUGCAUGGAUGGAGUGAUUAGCUGCUACUCUGAAUCUUGCCCACCAGUGUCAUGUGAAAGACCUGUUCUAAGAAAAGGACAGUGCUGUCCUUACUGUAUCGAAGAUACAGUACCAAAGAAGGUGGUGUGCCACUUCAAUGGAAAAACAUAUGCUGAUGAAGAACGUUGGGACAUUGACAGCUGCACACAUUGCUACUGUUUGCAGGGUCAGACCCUUUGCUCCACUGUCAGUUGCCCACCUCUCCCAUGUGUAGAGCCCAUCAAUGUUGAAGGAAGCUGUUGUCCCAUGUGUCCAGAGAUGUAUGUACCUGAGCCCACGAACAUCCCUAUUGAGAAAACAAAUCACCGAGGAGAUAACGAACUCGAAGCACCAAUUUGGCCUACACCCAGUGAAAAUGACAUUGUCCAUCUCCACAGAGACAUGAGUCAUCUUCAGAGUGAUUAUAGAGAAGGUAAAGGACCACAACCAAAUGAAGAUACAUCUCUCAGCUCUGUUGCUUGGGUGACAGUUCCUAUCAUGACUGCCCUGAUUCUUAUAAUAGCCCUUCUGCUUGUCAAUCAGAAAAAGCAGUGGAUACCUGUGUCUUGCUACAAAGCCCCAACAAAGCCUUCUUGCCUAAAUAAUCAGCUGGUAUACGUGGACUGCAAGAAAGGUACAAUGGUCCAGGUGGACAGUUCUCAAAGGAUGCUAAGAAUUGCUGACCCGGAUUCAAGAUACAGUGGAUUCUACAGCAUGCAAAAACAGAACAACCUACAGGCAGAUAAUUUCUAUCAAACAGUUUGAAGAAUUUCAUCCUUGCCAAGGAUUUAAGAGAGAGAAAUUGAGAGAGAGCGCGCACGCGAGAGAGAGAGAGACUGAGUCUGCUAUUAAAAUAAAACUAGAAUUGUGCACUUGCUUAGUGGAUUGUAUUGGAUUUGUGACUUCAUGUACAGCUCUAAGACCUUACUGGGAUGGGCUCUGACUCCUGCAAUGUGCCAGAACAAGCAUUCCCACUUUUCCUUGAAAUAACUGACCAAGUGUUUUCUUAGAACCAAAGUUUUAAAACUUGUGAAGAUGUAUUUGCUUGUAACAUAGCUCUAGAGAUUGUUUGGGAGGGGGAAAUUUGGGGUGGGGCUGGGUGGUGACAUGAGAGGAAGUUUUUUUGAAGAAGAAAAGCUGGUCAAGCUUGGCUUGAAGAGAAAACACACAAAGGGCAUUGCCAAGCAUCAGGAGGGUGGCUUUUCCUGUUGCUCUAAAACUGCAUUUGUUGCAGCAAAGCCUAAACCCAUGUGAAAAAACAACCAACAAAAAGGUCUGAUUUUUUUUUCAGCUGUUGCUACAAUAAUAUACUCCUAGAACAGAACCUGUCACAUCACAGGUAUGGUGUAGCUGCAAAUAUUUUUCUAUAUGACAAGAAGCUGCAGUAGUUAACAAUAUAGCAAGAAAGAGGUUAUAGCAGAAUAUAAAGGGUGGGUUUAUUAAGGAUGUAUAAAAUUAUACCUUGUG